UUUCCUCGCGACGAUGUUGGGAAUGGGAUGGGUUGGUUCCGUCCCGCAGGAGACAUCGCCAAUUCGCCAUAGCCGCAGCUUAGUGGUCGGACUAUCUGCGAUGGAUUUCCCGCUUAAACCUUAACAGAGUCGCUGCUGAGCAGGCGCUUCCUUUCUCACACGCUUCAUAAGUCAGAUCAUAAGGGAAUAUUUAGUAAUAAUAAGUGAAUAUGAUGAAACGAGAAGUCUGAGAGAGAGGAUUUCUUCCCGGUCGCGGUUGAAGAGAUCUGUCUCAGAUCUAAGAUGGAUCAGAUAUUGAACAAAGUCGGAUCUUACUGGAUCGGCCAGAAGGCUAACAAGCAGCUCGACUCCGUCGGCGACGACAUCAAUUCACUGUCGACGAGCAUUGAAGGGGGAGCGAAAUGGUUGGUCAACAAAAUCAAAGGAAAAAUGCAGAAGCCAUUGGCGGAGCUGCUCAAGGAGUACGGCUUGCCCGUCGGGAUUUUCCCACGAGAUGCGACCAACUACGAGUUCAACGAACAGACGGGGAAACUAACUGUUUUCAUCCCAACGAUGUGUGAAGUUGGAUACAAAGACUCAUCGGUUCUGAGAUUUAACACGACGGUAACGGGGUAUCUGGAGAAAGGGAAGGUGGGGGAAGUGGAAGGGAUGAAGACAAAGGUAAUGAUAUGGGUGAAAGUGACAUGUAUCUCUGCGGAUUCAUCAAAGGUCCAUUUCACAGCGGGUAUGAAGAAAAGUCGAAGCAGAGAUGCUUACGAGGUUCUUAGAGAUGGCGUCGAGGUCCUCAAAUUCUGAAACACUUCACUAUCCAUUUUCCUUCAACCUCUUGUUGUCUUUUACAUAUAUGGGUGAUGCCACCAGUUUCGAGUUACUCCUCUUUGUGUUGUUGAUGGAUAUUGUGGCAAAUUGACGAGUCUUCCUCCUGCCUUGUAUUUUUGGUUAACUAUAUCCAUAUUAUUUUAUUAUUUUAUAAUUUUA
Molecule: messenger RNA, 978 nt
Organism: Tarenaya hassleriana
Lineage: Eukaryota; Viridiplantae; Streptophyta; Magnoliopsida; Brassicales; Cleomaceae
Exons: 5
Coding region: 283-795 (170 amino acids)
Source: RefSeq, a predicted model, not a curated record